AUCGCUUUUAAAUAAACUUAUUUACGAAUUAAUUUUAUUGAAAUGGAACAGAAACUUGCCAUACCUCCGUUAGAAGUUAAAGCCUCAAUAAAGCUAGUUAGAUGGGUGUGCUUAGUUAGUGGUAUAAUUUAUGGUAUCGUUAAGAAGAGAGAGUAUGGUGCGAUAGAAAAAGUAUUACGAGAAGAAGAAGAAAGAGAAAGACCGGAAAGAGAAGCCCGUGAACUUCGUGAAAAGCUUCGACGUAACGCUGCUGAAAUGAGAGAAUUGGAAAGAAUAUUUCUCGGGACAUCUUCAACUGAAACGGAAGAAAAACCCAAUGAAACACCAUGCGAUGAAACUAUAACUUCAAAGGAUAAUAGUUCAGCAUUAAAUGAUAACAAAAAAGAAACAGUCAUUUCUCCAAACAAUAAAUCAGAAGAAACAAAUGAUAAAGUAGUUUCAAAAGAUGAAUCAGACGAAGCACUUUAA
Messenger RNA from Osmia bicornis bicornis, 468 nucleotides. RefSeq names its product DNA ligase 1-like. Gene Ontology annotation, molecular function: proton transmembrane transporter activity. Gene Ontology annotation, biological process: proton motive force-driven ATP synthesis. Lineage: Eukaryota; Metazoa; Arthropoda; Insecta; Hymenoptera; Megachilidae. Bases 43 to 468 code for a protein of 141 amino acids. The transcript has 3 exons. The record is from RefSeq and is a predicted model, not a curated record.